Molecule: messenger RNA, 1317 nt
Organism: Jatropha curcas
Lineage: Eukaryota; Viridiplantae; Streptophyta; Magnoliopsida; Malpighiales; Euphorbiaceae
Gene: VAMP714
Product: vesicle-associated membrane protein 714
Biological process (GO): vesicle-mediated transport
Cellular component (GO): membrane
Source: RefSeq, a predicted model, not a curated record
CGGCCCGGCGUGGACUUACCGUUGGCCUGGUCGCCAGCUCUACACCACCUCAAACUUAACUUCCUUUCUUGUUAAUUGUUAUUGCUUAUUUACAGAUUUUUUUUUUUCUUCUGAAAAUAAAACAGACCUAAAAUUCAUUCCCUUCAUCACCGUAACUGAAACCUCUCUUCUAUGCCAACAUCAAAUUAAACAGGCAUACGAAUAAUAUUAGCUGGUCGCGGAAUUUCCAUAGAGAUGGCGAUCCUGUACGCUGUAGUGGCACGAGGGACGGUGGUGCUGUCGGAGUUCAGCGCAGUGGCAGGGAACACAGGGGCAGUGGCUAGGCGGAUCCUCGAGAAGCUCCCAUCGGAGGUCGAUUCUAGGCUGUGCUUUUCCCAAGAUCGUUACAUAUUUCACAUACUCAGAUCCGAUGGCCUCACUUUUCUCUGUAUGGCUAACGAUACCUUCGGCAGGAGAAUUCCAUUUUCAUACUUGGAGGAUAUUCAUAUGAGGUUCAUGAAAAACUAUGGUAGAGUGGCCCAAUAUGCACCUGCUUAUGCAAUGAAUGAUGAGUUUUCGAGGGUCUUGCAUCAGCAAAUGGAAUUUUUCUCUAGCAACCCUAGUGCUGAUACUCUCAAUCGUGUAAGGGGUGAAGUUGGUGAGAUUCGAACAAUCAUGGUAGAAAACAUUGAGAAAAUACUAGAGAGAGGUGAUCGGAUUGAGCUUCUUGUUGACAAAACUGCCACAAUGCAAGACAGUGCAUUUCACUUCAGGAAGCAGUCUAAGCGUCUUCGGAGAGCACUUUGGAUGAAAAACGCCAAACUCUUGGCCCUGUUGACAUGCGUGAUUGUUCUGUUGCUGUACAUAAUAAUUGCUGCUUGUUGUGGAGGCAUCACUCUACCUUCAUGCAGAUCUUAAUUGGUUGUUUUACUGUUGUUGAAUUUCUUCGGAGGUAUGUUAUAAUGAAUCGUGAGAACCAGUUAUAUGCUAUGAUUAGAAAGGGGAGCUAAAAUCAGUUACAAAAUUUUGAAGCUCAUGUUGUGAAAUCUAUACCUCUACAGGGUGGCCAGAAAUAAUACUGUAGGUUGACAUGCUGUUGUUGCAUAUGUAUAAGUGAUAUAUAUUUGAGAAGUGAGUUCAGCUCCCUUUUCUUUUCCCAUGAAGCAUCUGUGUAUACUGUAAAUGCCCGGAUUUUUUUGUAUCGUGUUGUCUAGUGUUAAGAAACAUUCUGCUUUCAGAUACUUUUAUACAUCUACAAAAUUAUUUGGUUCAGUCUGUAAACUAUGAUUUAAUUGUUUCUCCUUUAUAUAUUGUGACAUGUUUUAUCUUUCAGUAUCA